GCUUCAAGCCGACAAGAAGAUGAGCAAGUGGUCCUUGUCAGAACAGAUCAAAGUGGGAGGGCAUGGCCUGUGACCACACCAGCUGAACCACAGGAGCCAAAAGGUGGACGGAGGAAGCGACAGAUGGUCCCUACUCAUAUAGAUAGAGAAAGAGUAAGGUAUUUUCAGGAUGAUGAUACUAUGAACCUGAAGGACUUGGUCAAAAAUGAGAAGAUGAGAACAGCAGAUGAUCAAAAUUCACUGUUCAUGCGUAUGGCAUCAAAGCUCAUGGAAAGAACCGACACAGAGUACUACACUCUGGAUGACAUGUUUGUUUCCAAAGCAGCCAAAAGAGCGCGCAGUGGGGAAGAGGAAGAAGUGCAAAGGAGAAGAGCAAUACACGAGCACCAGCAGCUUGCUGCGCGCAUGGAAAAGUGCCCACACUGCUUUGAUAGCAGUGAACUUUCUAAACAUCUCAUUAUUGCAAUUGGCACCAAGGUAUACUUGUCCCUGCCAAGCAGCCAGUCCCUUACUGAAGGUCACUGCCUGAUAGCCCCUCUACAGCACCAUACUGCAGCCACUCUUUUGGAUGAAGACAUCUGGGAAGAAAUCCAGAUGUUCCGAAAUGCAUUGGUGAAAAUGUUCGAAGCUAAAGAUCUGGACUGUGUGUUCCUAGAAACAAACAUGAGUAUGAAGAAAAGGUAUCACAUGGUAUAUGAAUGCAUUCCUCUUCCAAAAGAAGUAGGAGAUAUGGCUCCAAUUUACUUUAAGAAAGCUAUAAUGGAGUCUGAUGAAGAGUGGUCUGUGAACAAGAAGUUAAUUGAUCUUUCUUCAAAAGAUAUUCGGAAAUCUGUUCCUAAAGGAUUACCAUACUUUUCUGUGGACUUUGGCCUUCAAGGAGGAUUUGCUCAUAUCAUUGAAGAUCAAAACAAGUUCCCCCAUUACUUUGGAAAGGAAAUUAUUGGUGGCAUGCUGGACCUGGAACCACGGCUCUGGAGAAAAGGAGUCAGACAGAACUUUGAGGAUCAGAGGAAGAAGGUGUUGGAGUUUGCCAAGUGGUGGAAACCGUAUGACUUUACCAAAAAGAAAGAAUGA
This is a messenger RNA of Merops nubicus (carmine bee-eater), 1074 nucleotides long. RefSeq names its product CWF19-like 2, cell cycle control (S. pombe) (gene CWF19L2). The annotation marks the transcript as partial. NCBI's taxonomy places the organism in Eukaryota, Metazoa, Chordata, Aves, Coraciiformes, Meropidae. The record is from RefSeq and is a predicted model, not a curated record. Gene Ontology annotation, biological process: mRNA splicing, via spliceosome. Gene Ontology annotation, cellular component: post-mRNA release spliceosomal complex. The transcript is spliced from 8 exons.